Quercus robur (English oak) is the source of this 929-nucleotide messenger RNA. RefSeq lists its product as uncharacterized. The record is from RefSeq and is a predicted model, not a curated record. Gene Ontology annotation, biological process: translation. Gene Ontology annotation, cellular component: mitochondrial large ribosomal subunit. The transcript is spliced from 5 exons. The coding region runs from base 253 to 558 and encodes 101 amino acids. NCBI's taxonomy places the organism in Eukaryota, Viridiplantae, Streptophyta, Magnoliopsida, Fagales, Fagaceae. Gene Ontology annotation, molecular function: structural constituent of ribosome.
AUCUAAAUCUAACAUAAACAGUUUAAGUGUAUAACCUCAAACACUUUCCCUCAUAUUUUCUAAGCCAAGACAUUCGGCCCUCUCACUCUCCUUAAACUCUUUUCCGGAAAUUCUAGAGAGAGAUGGAACGUACCUGAAUAGCGAUUUGAGGUCGGGCUUCGACGGUGGCGUAGAAGGUUGUUGAAGGCAUCGUUGAAGAUCGUUGAAGGCAUCAGAUUUCUCAGGAGCAAGAUCCAAGGAAAUCUCCUGCAAAUGAUCAAACAGCAUGGUGAAAACAAAAUGCCACUGGGGUUGAUAUUAGGCUUAGGAAGGGCAUUUCGAAGAAAGCGGCCAUCAUCCCUUGACAUUCUCUCUUCAAAGAGGGCGCCGCGAGAUUACUACAAGGGGAAGAACUGCAAACCAACUGGAUUCCAUACCCGCAAAGGUGGAUAUGUUGUGGUGAAUGAAAAACUGCCUAAUUAUGUAGUCCCAGAUUUGACUGACUUCAAGCUAAAGCCUUAUGUCUCACAGUGCCCAAGAGAAGUUAAAACUGCAGAGGCAACUGAUGCGGCAAAAUAAAGCCAACAUGUCCACUUCUAAUACUCUGGUGAUUUUUGUGCCGAACAACUUUGAGUAUUUUUGAGAAAAAAUAAUAUCAAAUUUGGAUUUUACUUCCCAAAUUAGUAGAUUAUUAGCCUAAUGAGUACUUUCACCUCUCGUUUCAUAAUUUUAACAGUUGUCUCUCUAGAAUGAAAUAGACAAUGUGAAAAAUUUGGUUGGAUGAAAGUACAUCACUUGUAUGCCUCCCUCAUUCCCCUCAUUAACUAUGAAUGGAAGGAGUACUAUUUAGGUAGCGUUUGGAUUGCGUUUGCGUGAAAUUGGAUUGCAUGCAGACGCGAUUGUGGCUAUUCCAACCUAGACUGAAUUACACAACAUAUGGAUUUUCCUUG